AUGGAGCGGUUGCGCUGCCGCCUGCUGCGCGCCCUGCUGGCCGCCCGCGCCAGCCUGGAGCUGUGCCUCUUCGCCUUCUCCAGCCCGCAGCUGGGCCGCGCCGUGCAGCUGCUGCACCAGCGCGGGGUGCGCGUGCGGGUCAUCACCGACUGCGACUACAUGGCCCUCAACGGCUCGCAGAUCGGCCUGCUGCGCAAGGCAGGCAUCCAGGUGCGGCACGACCAGGACCUGGGCUACAUGCACCACAAGUUCGCCAUCGUGGACAAGAGGGUGCUGAUCACCGGCUCGCUCAACUGGACCACGCAGGCCAUCCAGAACAACCGCGAGAACGUGCUGGUCAUGGAGGACGGCGAGUACGUGCGGCUCUUCCUGGAGGAGUUCGAGCGCAUCUGGGAGGAGUUCGACCCCACCAAGUACACCUUCUUCCCGCAGAAGCGGAGGGCUCACUGAGGCCGCCCCGCCUUCAGAGCUGUGUUUGCGACCUCUGGCCCAGACCUGCCCGUGGGCGCACACACCGAACUGGAGGGGUGGGUGGGGAAGGGCAGUCCCUGCUGUAUCGGGAAGCCUUUCUGUCCCCUCGUUUGGUCCACGGUGACGCCCCGGGUGUGCCCCCAGGAGUCCCACACGGCCUCUGCAGCACGGAAGCUGAUGGCCCCUCUGGACUCCAGCAGACCUUCCGCCUCACCCAGCUCAGCCCUUUGGGGCACUGCUUCCCCCCAAGGCCCCUCCUGUCCAGCCCGCGGAUCUCCGGGGGGCGUGCCCGGCACCAGUGUGGUUGACGCCCGUCUCUCAGUCGCCCCCCCUGGCUGGGCCUAAGCCGGCGGGAGAAGGAAAGGGGCUUGGAGGGGUGAGCGGGGCCAAGGCGCUGCCUUCACCCCCCUGAACC
Molecule: messenger RNA, 886 nt
Organism: Tupaia belangeri chinensis (Chinese tree shrew)
Lineage: Eukaryota; Metazoa; Chordata; Mammalia; Scandentia; Tupaiidae
Gene: PLD6
Product: phospholipase D family member 6
Exons: 3
Coding region: 1-450 (149 amino acids)
Biological process (GO): piRNA processing
Cellular component (GO): mitochondrion
Molecular function (GO): RNA endonuclease activity producing 5'-phosphomonoesters, hydrolytic mechanism
Source: RefSeq, a predicted model, not a curated record